Molecule: messenger RNA, 929 nt
Organism: Colletotrichum phormii
Lineage: Eukaryota; Fungi; Ascomycota; Sordariomycetes; Glomerellales; Glomerellaceae
Exons: 2
Coding region: 154-540 (128 amino acids)
Source: RefSeq, a predicted model, not a curated record
AACAACAGAUGCUUUGUUUUUCCUUCCGUACACAUAAAAUCAAAAGAUCAAACACCACAACUUCAUACGCAACCGGCUGAAAACAACAUACCGUAUCAAUCCACGGACCAUAAGUCACCACCAACUGGCAAUAACACACUUACACCAUCCAACAUGAAGUUCUUCGCAACAGCCGCCCUCAUCCUAGCCCUCUCCGUCACCAGCGCCUUGGGACAGCUGGAUAUCCCUAAAGGCGAACCCUACUGCACGGGCGACUACUUGAGAAUCAUGAGACUCAACCGCAAAUGGAUCAUCCACGCCAUGGUCCCCAACACCGACGAUAUCCCUAGAAUCUGCGGCGGUCUCUGGGAUAAUCUCAAGUCGUUUCCGGCAUGCUCCACGCUCGGGAUCGUCGCCUGCGAGCACAGGUGGGAGGGCAUGUUGACCUGGCGUUUUGGGACGAUGGGGUGGUGCAACCACGGCAUGAUCGAGUCCGUGUGGUGGGAAGCUACCAAAAACAACUUCGGCCCACUCAAGUGUAAGAGCAAGGUCAGGCAAUGAACCUGGAGAAAGGUAUCUCAUUUCACGCGAAUGGGAUAUGUUCUAUGUCGUCUGCGAAUCUAUGGAUACAACUCGUGGAGAAUCGUUGAAUAUUCAUGUUGAAGAACUAGGCCAUAUGCACACCUCCAUUCCUCUCAGUAGUCGACCAACCCAACACCAAUCUCAUAAAACCUACGUCCGGUUAACGAUAAGUGCGGAUAGGGGAACUUCAGUCUCGAGAAAUGGCAGGGUUAUAGGAGGCAAGAGGCCGACCAGUCUGAACUAGGCUGGAUUUGUUCAAUGGUCAGGAUCAGAUUCAGCUUCGUAAGCGUACACUGGUUCCAGACCAAGUUGGUAUUCGAGGGGCCUGAGAGUGCGAUAUCCACAAGGAACAGUUUAUUGAAACAUGC